GUUAAUAUAGAUAAUUAAUAUAAUGAGACACACCACAGUUGUUCUGUUUUAUUUCUUUUUUGUUCAUCAUAAAUUAACUCGAAAACUUCUCUUUCGUGAUAUUUCAAUGACAGUCAUCGUGGCUACUUGCAGAUAUGCUUACGUACUGCAACAUAAAGCGGUACAUACGCGCGACAGUACAUGUUCUGCAACGUUUGUCUAGUGAACGGCACGGAAAGUGAGGUAGUCGCACUUUAGUCAGUUAUGCGAAAAGCAUUUUAACUUGGUAGAUAUCGACUUUUCAAAGAAAACUCCACCUUUCAUGUUAUUGUUUUUCUUGUACGCGUUAACUUUGAGUCAAGAAUGAGGAAAUGAGUGAAAAGAAUGCGGAUUGAUAAUUAUCGAUCGCGUUUCUCAUAUCAAAAUGUGUCGAUAGAAUAAGCAUGACUGGAUUAUUGUUCAUUACACUGAUUGUGACUUGUGUGGUCGCGGGAUUGCGACUACCUGCAGCUGAAGAAAAACAAAUAAGAAGAUUAACACAAGAUUGGGCACCUUUAGUAUGGCUUGCGCCUGGAGAACGAUUCUUGCCUCUUGGUGUGACUGAAUUUCUCGAUAACGUGCAAUCAGACCAAUAUUAUCUUCGCACUAAAAUAGACGUAGAAUCCUUAUUAAAGAAUCAAUCGUCCUUCUUAUAUGGCCGAAAACCCGCUGGAACUGUGCCCGUCUAUGCUCUUGUGAAAAAUUGCGUUUUCCGAGACAUGCGAUUACGCGUAACGAAAAAUAAACCAGCGCCGAAGAACAAACAGAACGCUGUAACAUUGCUACAGGAUCCGGGAGUUUUGUCUCCACAACAGAUUGCCGAUACUAAUGAUCUAAAAACACACUUUACAUUACAAGAACAAUUGCAACAGAUGGUAAGAGAACCACGAUUUGAAAAAAUCAGAAAAAAAAACGGAUAUCAGAAGAUUCACUUCCAUGUAACUUAUUGGAUGUUCUAUCCGUUCAGUGAGGGAAAAACAAUUUGCAUGCUGGAUCUUGGAUUUCUUGGCAGCUGGCCAGUACCCACUGUGGGUGGUGUGUGCAUAGGUACGCUCAAAGAAUAUGGCAGUCAUAUUGGCGAUUGGGAACAUAUGAGUCUUUAUUUCCAGAAUAAUGAGCAUCCUUUGGCGAUGUACGUGUCAGCGCAUGACGUCGGUGCAUUUUAUCGGUACGAUCAGCAAAAUGGCACUUUCAUUUACGAAAGUCAAGAAACAAGGAAGGGUCUUUUCCAAAAACUGACGUUUCCUGAAAAAGUUUACACGGCCGGUGGUUCGCACCCGAUUUUAUUCAGUGCACGCGGUUCCCACGGACUCUGGACAGCUCCAGGAAAACACAAGUUUGUUCGAGUCCCUCGUCUGUAUGACGAAAGUGGAUUUGGAAUCGCUUGGCCGACAUGGAAAAGACUGGAAUUGCUCUUAGAAAAAAAUAACGAGCCCUUACCGGGCUGGAUGAUUUUUAAAGGCAAAUGGGGUAAUCCUAGCAGUAAUUGUCAUCCGCUAGCAAAAUUAGGUUUGAACAUUUGCGAAUUUGUAGAUGGUCCGACUGGAAUUCCUAUGAAAAAAUAUAAUUUUCAGUGUUAAAGCCUACGUCAGUCAAUUGAAUAAGAACUGUGACAGUCCUUAACUAUAAUAUGUGCUUAACACUUACAAAAUAAACGAAUGUGAUAGUGCGUGCAAAGCGUCAAAUUGUCGGCGAGAUUUUAGAACAAGAAUGCAAGAAGUGAUUUUUUUUAUAAGCUAAAGGAAGAUUCUGCCAUCUCAUUU
Molecule: messenger RNA, 1781 nt
Organism: Linepithema humile (Argentine ant)
Lineage: Eukaryota; Metazoa; Arthropoda; Insecta; Hymenoptera; Formicidae
Source: RefSeq, a predicted model, not a curated record